Rodentolepis nana is the source of this 1869-nucleotide messenger RNA. Lineage: Eukaryota; Metazoa; Platyhelminthes; Cestoda; Cyclophyllidea; Hymenolepididae. The record is from the annotation of a GenBank genome assembly.
AUGUCUCCGAGUCUGUUAGCAAAGGGGAUAAGUUUUGUUUUCUUUCUGGCAUUUGGAUCUCUCUAUAUCCAACUUCCAGGACUCAUCGGUGAUGAUGGCGUUGCGCCGGUCAGGCUCUUAAAUUUGAAUAUGCCAAAAACACUCGAUGACUUCUUUCUUGGCAUUCCUUCAAUUGUCAGGUAUCGCUCUAGUAUUCAACUAAGCGAGUAUCAUGCUACCGAGUUUCUUGUUGUCUUUGGACUGGUUCUUGCUUUCCUGUCUACGGUUGUCUCCGCAUUCUGUAACUCCUUUACAAUGCUCCUGCAAUGGGUGCUUUAUGUCUCUGUUGUGAUGGUUUGUCCAAGUUUGACUGAGUGGAAAUGGACUUCCCUUCUCAUUGAAUCUGGUUUCCUUUGCUUCCUAUACCUAUUUUCCCUUCGAAGAAAUUCUUUAUCUUCCUCAAUAGUAGCAUUAUGGCUGUUUAAAUGGCUUCUUUUCCGUGAAUCAAUUUCAAGCGGAUUCGCUGCUCUCUCCGAUUCCAAUUUUCCACGACAUGAUCUAUCUGCUAUGAAUACUUUUUUCUUACCUCGUAUUUCGCCAACUUAUGCUUCUUGGUAUCUACCACUUCUACCAAAUUCGAUUCUCCGUGCUCUUACGAUGUUAAUCAUUUCCAUGAAAAUCUUCGUACCAUUCCUAUACUUUAUGCCUAUCUGCGAAAUUAAGUACUUCGUUUUUUUUGCCAACUUCAUCUAUCAUGCUAACUUUGUUAUGGUUGAUAACGACAAUAUUUACAGCAUUCUGCUCUUGGUUUUGAGCCUUGCUCUUCUUCCACAACCAAAGAGAAGAUCUAAGAAAAGAUCUACUCUUCGCAAACUCGUUGCCGCUGCUCUUUCUUUGGCAGUUAUUUCAGUGAUGGUCUAUGUGAUUUAUAUUUUCUUUGGUCUUGAAAAAGGUGUCGAACAGGCUCGAUUAACUUUUCCACAAAGUCUUCUGAUUUCCCAUGGAAAGACGGCUAUUACAUACAUCAUUCCAGUUGCAUGCGCUCUGUUCGUUCUCAGUGUCAUUCUUGCUCUUGGCAGGGCACUCAGCGCUAAUAGUUACCAGAAAAAAAUGAAAGAUUUUUGCAGUGUUAUUAUUGUCACCCUCCUGGGUACUGGUCUUUUCCUCGGUUCUUUGCCUCCGUUCGUUGGUAUUGUGGAUUCCGGUAGUGUUGUUCAAUUGCCUCCCAUUGCUCAUGAGCUCUCAGAAACUCUUAAACCCUUCUGUCUAUCAAAUGACUAUCGUUUCUUCAACCGAAAAGGCGGGGAUGCUUUGAUGAAGCCUAGUGAGCACCGCACAACUCUUGUUUUGGAGAGUGCUGUUGACGAGAAAGGACCUUGGAAAGAAGUUGCUUUCCAUCAUAUUCCAAGUCUUGUUGAAAAAGCGCCGACCUUCAUUCCCGGCCACUUUCCCAUACUGGACUAUGAAGUUGCAUUAAGUGGGGACAAAUCAUUCGAGAACUCACCUAUUUUGGCAACUCUUGUCUAUCGACUCUUAACCGGCCAAAAGGAAGUCCUUCCUCUUAUCGCUCACACCGGUAUAUCAACUGGCAUAAAGUACAUUCAAAUUAAGAAAUACGACUAUAAAAUGGUUGCAAGCCCCUCAAACGUAUGGUGGACGCGUACCCUUAGGAAAAUCUAUCUCCCACCAACCGAUGUUUCCAGUCAGCGUUUAACUCAACUGAUGUUCAAGCUCGGUAUUGCUGGAAAACGACGAUCGAGACCCAUUGAUCCCAAUACCAUAUCAACCACGUUAGAUAAACUUCGCAAGUUUGUCGGUCAACCAUCAAAUUUGAAUAGUUUCUACGUUGUUUUGGCAGUAGUUAUGGUCUUGAACAAACUUUUCAUUUAA